UUUUGGCAUCCCGGAUUAGCCGGCAAUACAAGUUAUAUGAGGAUAUUAUUGCAGCGCAGAAAAUGCUGGAAAGGUAAUAACAAAAAUUUGUUGCAGUAACGCACGAACAUGAGAGCCGAUCGACGAGGACUAAUUUCCGGUGGAUAAUAUCCGAAAGGCACGGGAAUGUUGCCACCAGACAUACCUUCAACUGAUGAUCGGCCAGCUUCAUAAAUUCCAUCGGAUGGAAGCCGGAUAAAUUGGCCGACAAAUGUACGCCAUCUUUCGCACAGAUUUCGUACAGUGGUCGACUAGACUGUGCGGCCGUUGAAGCAUGGAUAAAGUAUCUUGACAGGACAACUCACAGGCGUCCAGGAACACAUCCUGUGGAAACCGGGACGGGCCAGUUUCUGCAUCCCUAUUGCAGCCGUUAACAGCGAACGAACGCUUUAAAGCUUUGGAAACGGCGGCUCCUAAUAGAAUACGGACACAUCGUUAACCGUUGACCGCUUUACAAAUCGUUAAGGAACCUCAAUAUCGAAACUGCAGGGAGCUCGAUAACGGAUACUGGGUAGGUCGUUGACUUGUACAGUUUGUCACGGGCCACAUCGAUAUUUAAAAUCCGAUAUUUGUGUGGUCGGUAUUAGCAUAGAAGUACGUGUCUUGCGAUCUUUUUUUGCGUUAGUUUUUAUCGGGAAUGAUGUGCGUCGUUCGGUACAUUACAUUUUUAUCACCUCUUAUGACUUAACUGCAGCUUGAAACGUUGAACGAACUGGAGUACGAGUAAUCCACACGAGUAAUAAACCCAGAUCUGACUAAUCUCCAGCAACAUCGGAACGCGAUAAUGGCCAUGAGUUUAGUAAGCAGCAAGCAUUAACUCCGCCUUAUUUGAUAUUGAGAACCGACUAUCGUAUCCUACGCAGCUCCAGAUAAUGUGUAAAUUCAGUGCAUCGAUUGUCAGUCAGAUUAUCGAAAUCAUCAAGUUCUGGGAACCCGGUCACUUCCUCACUGGUUUUCCAAUUUGACACACGCUUGGUUGACAAUAAGUAAUAAAUCAUUUGAUGAGUUAUGUUUAAUCUUUAAUGUUCGUUCGUACAGAUGCAAAGGAAGGUACGCAGUUUACAUGAAAAUCACGCAAAGCCGCUGAAUGCUUGGUUAUAUACAGAUACAACGCAGUAGUAAUGCUCUUGCCGAGAGUCUCCAGUAUUGACACCAACUUCCGGCAUACUCGACAUCACCUUUUGCCAUCGAUAUAAUCGGAUUCCCGAUUCCGGAUCCCAGCUCUCUCGCCUGGACACCGAAGUUCCUAUACGUUGCAGUAAAGUGGUCUUGAUCUUCCCUAUUGUACAAUCUGUCAGUGGAGCAAAACUAAUGUCCUGAUUCGCUCAGCUUUCCUCACCAUCAGCUCGAUUGUGUGUUUUCUUCGGACACGGCGUUUAUCCUACGCUAACGAUGGAUACACUUGCAUUUGGCGGAUGAUUGGCCGCGCCGGUAUUGUUCGUACAAGUGUUUUUGUUGUCCUCCCGUGAAGCGUGAGAUGCCGAAUCCUUUUGCAAUCGGCCGACGGAUACAUCGGGCACGUUGCUGACGACUGCCGCGUUAAGUAUCUGCGGCGCACUGAGUGCACCGGUCCACCAGGCUGCCCGUCAUAAUAAACGCCUGCAGUUGUACGCUGCACCUGGAGCCACUCAUUUGCACCGGAAAUACACCGCGACACUAUUCCCUGGUUAUCGAUAAAUGCCUCGCAAACUGUAUAUAUACUGCAUAUUCAUAUGUCGAUUUCUGCUUUAACUAUUUUAUUUUUGGUGAUAUGCUUGGAGAAUGAUACAUGCCACUGCUGUCUGUCUGGUCAGCAAAUCAUGAACGCGACAACGCCGGUCUCAGUGAAGAUCAAGGUCACCCAGGAAUCGCAAGUCACCAAGAAGGAAGCCAGAGUCAACUGUGGCAUUUGCGGGAAGUCGUAUGCCAGCAAGAAAAGCUUAAAAAUCCAUCUACGUCAGCACACCGGCGAGAAGCCGUACGCGUGCCAUUUAUGCCCCAAACGAUUUAGUCAGACCAAUAUUCUUCGAACGCAUCUGGAUUUCCAUGCCGGGCGGCGUGACUGGGCGUGUAAUAUCUGCCAGAAACGUUUCACUCAAUUAGCUCACUUGCGCACCCACCAAAGGAUACACUCCGAGGCCCCAAGAGAUCACAACUGCUCAAGAUGCGGGAAAGGUUUCAGUUCAAAAGGUUCAAGAGAAAGGCAUGAGCGCCGACACACCGAGGCCAAACCGUUCAAAUGCCAAAAAUGCCCGAAACUGUUCACCCGUUCCGCCACCCUCCAACAGCACCUCAACGCCCACCGAGGCUUUCGCCCGUUCGCCUGUCCUUUCGCAAAAUGCCAGCGCCAGUUUACAACGAAAUCCAGUGUGCGGCGUCAUUGCCGGGAGACACAACACGCAGCGGAAGCCGAAAGUGACCGGGACAGCACAGUUUCUUCCGUGCCAGAUUCCGGCUUCAGUUCUUCCAUUUCCUCACUGACCAGCAGCGUGUCCAGUGCGCCAGAAAGCCCGGUGGUAAUUAAGCUGGAAGAGCUGGACGAAAUGCAAGAGAUGGACAUGUACCGCAAGGUCAUCGGCAACCUGACCGAAGCGCAGUUGGAGCGUCUGGAGGAGUAUCUGCAAAUCGCCAUGGACGACAGGGAAACCGACGCCGAUGACAAUGUGGCCUACACCGUGAAAAAUGAACCAACGAGCGAAAACGCGGAAUCGCUGAUCGAGAAGGCCAAAUUAUUGACCGGCCGUGGGGAAUUUUCUGCCGCAGCUAUCGUGGCGCGCAGUCCUUUUGCCGAUACAAGUUAUUUGUGUUCCGGAGAUGAGCAGCGUUAUUUUUUUCUGAAGGACACUUUUGGCAUUAACCACUGGAAUUACUGUCACGGUCCGUCACUGGGAGAAUUCGCUUACAGUGGCAAUUUUGCCAUGAUCGACGGCUAUACGACGACAGUAGCCAAGCUUAUGCAUUUGAUGGACCACCGACGUACUUCGAAUUUUCUUGAAGCGUUCGACGGUUAUUAAUGAUUGUGUUUGCAUCAGAUGGAAUCGUGUUGACCAUGGGAUUAGUUAUGUUAUUCGGUAUCGGCCGCUUUGUUAGCAUUUCUCGGUUACUGCUGAUAGGAUAUAGAUCGUGGAUGGUGGAGUGCUCAGAAUGUCAAGGGAAUUUUAUUCCGGAUGGGUUGAUCUGGAACGAAUUCCCUUCCUGAUUGUGGGAUGUGAUAUUUGGAAGGAUCUUCAUUGUUUUUAUGCUUGCAUUUGUUUUAUGUAGUUGUAUUGAUCAAGUUAAGCUGCACUUGUUGCUCAUUCUUUAUGGAACCAGGACUUGUCGCGAUAUCUCAUCGAUGCACAUAGCUUAUUUUACAGGUUGCUCACAUUAUUAGCAACCGCAAAGAAUAUACAA
Molecule: messenger RNA, 3411 nt
Organism: Paramacrobiotus metropolitanus
Lineage: Eukaryota; Metazoa; Tardigrada; Eutardigrada; Parachela; Macrobiotidae
Product: zinc finger protein 628-like
Exons: 7
Coding region: 1752-3032 (426 amino acids)
Cellular component (GO): nucleus
Source: RefSeq, a predicted model, not a curated record